GGAAGCAAAUCCUGAGACCUCCAGAGCCCAGCCGACCAGCUGCAGAGGCAAGACCGGCAUGUCGCCUUCCUUCAAACUUCAAUGUCACUUCAUUCUCAUCUUGAUGGCUCUAAGAGGGGAGAGCCGGUACCUAGAGCUGCGGGAAGCUGCGGACCACGACCCUCUCCGGUUCCUGGGCGCCAACCUGAAGCGGGAGCUGGCGGGGGAGCCGCUGUACCGCCGCGCGCUGCGGUGCCUGGACAUGCUGAGCCUCCCGGGCCAGUUCACCUUCACCGCCGACCGGCCGCAGCUGCACUGCGCCGCCUUCCUCAUCGGUGAGCCCGAAGAGUUCGUCACCAUCCACUACGACCUGGUCUCCAUCGACUGCCAGGGCGGCGACUUCCUGAAGGUAUUUGAUGGUUGGAUUCUCAAGGGGGAGAAGUUCCCCAGUUCCCAGGAUCAUCCUCUCCCCACAACUGAGCGGUACAUAGAUUUCUGUGACAGUGGUCUUAGCCGAAGGAGCAUCAGAUCCUCCCAGAAUGUGGCCAUGAUCUUCUUCCGGGUUCGUCAACCAGGAAACGGAUUUACAGUAACCAUAAAGACAGAUCCCAACCUCUUUCCCUGCAAUGUCAUUUCCCAGACCCCAAAUGGAAGGUUUACCCUGGUAGUCCCACACCUGCAUCGAAACUGCAGCUUCUCCAUAAUUUAUCCUGUGGUGAUCAAAAUAUCUGAUCUCACCCUGGGACACUUACAUGGUUUGCAGUCAAAGAACCCCUCAGCAGGUUGUGGGGGAAUAGGAGACUUUGUGGAGCUGUUGGGAGGAACUGGACUGGACCCUUCCAAGAUGAUGCCUUUGGCUGACCUCUGCUAUUCCUUUCACGGCCCUGCCCAGAUGAAAAUUGGCUGUGACAACACGGUGGUGCGCAUGGUCUCCAGCGGAAAGCACGUAAAUCGUGUGACUUUUGAGUACCGCCAGCUGGAACCAUACGAACUGGAAAACCCAAAUGGAAACAGUAUCCAAGAAAUCUGUUUGUCUACUCUGUGAAUUACCAACCCCAUGAUUUACAUGCUGCUAGCUAAGUGAGUUUUUAAUGGCUGUUAUAUGUGAUUUUGAUGACCAGCAAGGUAAGAGCGUUUCAAAUCAGUCAGUAUUCCCAGGCUUGGACACACAUUACACAUACACACACACAUAUGUAGACACACACGUGGGCGUGCAAGCGUGCAUUUAUUUUUGUACCUUGCUUCUUUUUCAUUUGUAAUGUAUAGAUGACCACAUGGCAGCAGAUAAACCCUCCUUUGCCUUUGGUAGGAAAACAGUUUUCUAUAAUUCUUUGGUAUGCUACAAACCUGCCCUGAUAAGACAAGUGCAGAGCAAUGGGCACUAAAAAAUUGUAUCUCAAGGGAAAAUACGACAAAGAAAUUAAAAUGGCGGUGUUUAGAUUCGUCUUAGAACAGAAAACAAUUAAAUGUCUGUAUACCAAAGUAGUUGUAUCUGUGUAUUUUCUGUAUAUUAUUCUGUUUACAAUAGAUAGUAGUCGUAGCUGUUGUUUAUUGAUUUGUAAUGUCUUGUUGCUAACAAAACUCUGGAGCAUGGAAAAAAAUUUUCCAUCCACAAAUACAAACAUGAAUAAAUACAUCAGAAUGUUGGCGCCUUGA
Molecule: messenger RNA, 1635 nt
Organism: Prionailurus viverrinus (fishing cat)
Lineage: Eukaryota; Metazoa; Chordata; Mammalia; Carnivora; Felidae
Gene: CRHBP
Product: corticotropin releasing hormone binding protein
Exons: 7
Coding region: 59-1024 (321 amino acids)
Biological process (GO): hormone-mediated signaling pathway; negative regulation of corticotropin-releasing hormone receptor activity; negative regulation of corticotropin secretion
Molecular function (GO): corticotropin-releasing hormone binding
Source: RefSeq, a predicted model, not a curated record